GUGCCUCAGGGUUUGAGUUUGAGAGGCAGGGGCAGCUCAAGGGGCGAGAGUCCGUGGCUGGGCCUCUGCCGGCGAGUGUCCGUGACCGUGCUGCAGCCGGGAGGGGGCAAGUUGGGGGCGGGGCUCUGGUGGCCGAAGCCAGUGGUGGAGCCGCGCUGUCCGAGCGCCGCUGCUUUUGGAGUCUGCGGAGGUGUACAGAUUAGCUCUGCAAAAAUAUUUAAGAAACUGGUAACUGAUUGUUCUAAAGGAGCAAAUGGCAGACUAGGAGUGGGGUUUGGAAGCAUAUGCUUUACUGUAUUGACAUCCUGAGAGAAGAUGGGAAAGGGCUGCAAGGUUGUGGUUUGUGGCUUGUUAUCUGUGGGGAAAACAGCAAUUUUGGAGCAGCUCCUUUAUGGGAAUCAUACUAUUGUGAGAACUCUGAAGACUGCCCAGGUGGAUGGGAUCAAGGGAAGAAAGCAAGGAGGAGGAACAGGAAUGGAAGAUUGUGAAACGAUGGAAGAUGUAUAUAUGGCUUCAGUGGAAACGGAUCGGGGAGUAAAGGAACAGUUACAUCUUUAUGAUACCAGAGGCUUACAGGAAGGUGUGGAGCUCCCAAAGCAUUAUUUUUCAUUUGCUGAUGGCUUUGUUCUUGUGUACAGUGUGAAUAACCUUGAAUCUUUUCAAAGAGUGGAGCUUCUGAAGAAAGAAAUUGAUAAGUUUAAAGACAAAAAAGAGGUAGCGAUUGUUGUGUUAGGAAACAAAAUCGACCUUUCUGAGCAGAGACAAGUAGAUGCUGAGGUGGCACAGCAAUGGGCAAGAAGUGAGAAAGUGCGACUGUGGGAGGUAACGGUUACGGAUCGGAAAACUCUGAUUGAACCAUUCACUCUGUUAGCCAGCAAACUUUCCCAGCCCCAGAGCAAAUCAAGCUUUCCUUUGCCUGGGAGGAAAAACAAAGGGAACUCUAGCUCUGAGAACUAAAAAUCAAUAAUGCUACAAUUGUUGGAUAGUGAUUGCCUUUAAGUGUUUGUGAACAUAUUUAAAAUAGGCCAUUUGCAUCUACCUUUGGCUCUUAGGCAACCUUUAAGGAAUUAAUUUAAUGCACUUUAGGUUACAAUUAAAUCAUUUGGGCUAAGUUUAUUGUCUGAUAGGAAAUAUUUGCAUUGUCAUUGCUUGAAACUUGUCCCUGAAAUUAGCACCUUUGUAUUUAUAUUUUUGUUGCACUUGUCAAAACAGUAGAAAAAUAAAGUUUGGGUAGUAUGCAGAUAGGAGUAGCUCCGCUACCCCUAACUUGUUUCAGAAGCCAUUUUUCUGUGUAACUUUAUGCACACUUCUUAGCUCAAACAGAACUUUGUUUUUAAGGUCAUUAAUCUUCUAAUGUCUAGAAACAUAAAAUGACAUUUUUAGAUCAAACAGUAAACUUGGGUGUUAAACUAAA
Neofelis nebulosa (Clouded leopard) is the source of this 1414-nucleotide messenger RNA. RefSeq names its product NFKB inhibitor interacting Ras like 1 (gene NKIRAS1). The record is from RefSeq and is a predicted model, not a curated record. Bases 316 to 957 code for a protein of 213 amino acids. Gene Ontology annotation, molecular function: GTPase activity; GTP binding. Gene Ontology annotation, biological process: canonical NF-kappaB signal transduction. NCBI's taxonomy places the organism in Eukaryota, Metazoa, Chordata, Mammalia, Carnivora, Felidae. The transcript is spliced from 6 exons.